Aureobasidium melanogenum CBS 110374 is the source of this 615-nucleotide messenger RNA. RefSeq names its product MFS general substrate transporter. Gene Ontology annotation, cellular component: membrane. Lineage: Eukaryota; Fungi; Ascomycota; Dothideomycetes; Dothideales; Saccotheciaceae. Gene Ontology annotation, molecular function: transmembrane transporter activity. The transcript is spliced from 2 exons. The record is from RefSeq and is a predicted model, not a curated record. The annotation marks the transcript as partial.
UUCAGAGAGUUGCUUCUAGAUCCACAAACAUGGCUUCUGGUCUUGCUGACACUUUGCAUAACGAUCCCGAGCGGUGUAAUCACCACCUUUUCGGCUGUCUUGAUCCACAGCUUUGGGUUUGACUCAAGGCAAAGUGCACUUCUCAACAUGCCAUCUGGGGCUGUGAGCAUCUUUGCAACGAUGUUAUCAACUUGGGCAAUUGUGAAGCAGGCACCCAGGUGGCUGUCCAUCGUAGGUCUCUUGAUACCUGCUCUGAUUGGUGGUGCUCUGCUUUCUUUUGAGGGCAUCGAUCGUUCAGCUGGGUCUCUCGCUGGUAUCUAUUUGGUCAACUUUAUUGUGGCUCCGUUGGCUAUCAUAUAUAACUGGGUUGGCGCUAAUUACAACGGCCACACGCAGAAAGUGACCGCAAGUGCGGUGAUUUCUGCUGCAUUCGGCGUUGCAAACAUUAUCGGCCCCCAAACAUACCAAAAGGACGAUGCCCCAGGAUAUCUUCCAGCCAAAAUCACCCUGAUGGUUGUCAUAGCGUUUGCUAUUCCUAUCACGCUAGCAUUACGUGCACUCUAUGUCCAUCGAAACUCGAGACGAGCAUCUGACGAAUGCGAGUAUCGCUUGUGA